Molecule: messenger RNA, 2009 nt
Organism: Lynx canadensis (Canada lynx)
Lineage: Eukaryota; Metazoa; Chordata; Mammalia; Carnivora; Felidae
Gene: TMEM254
Product: transmembrane protein 254
Exons: 4
Coding region: 63-437 (124 amino acids)
Source: RefSeq, a predicted model, not a curated record
GCCCCGCCUCGCCGUGCGCAGCGGAGCGCCCCGCCUCGCAGUCUCGCUGAAGUGCCGCAACCAUGGGUACAGCGGCAGGCGGUAAGGCAUACUUCCAGAGGGGCAGUCUGUUGUGGUUCACCGUCAUCAUCCUUUCAUUUGGGUAUUACACGUGGGUUGUCUUCUGGCCUCAGAGUAUUCCUUACCAGAGCCUAGGGCCGCUGGGCCUCUUCACUCAGUACUUGGUGGACCAUCAUCACACCCUCCUGCGCAGUGGGUAUUGGCUUGCCUGGCUGAUUCACGUGGGAGAGGCCUUAUAUGCCAUGGUUUUGUGCAAGUCUAAAGGCAUCACGGACGGUCGGGCUCAAGUGCUGUGGUUCCUACAAACUUUCCUCUUUGGGGUGGCAUCUCUCUCCAUCUUAAUUGCUUACAGACCAAAACGCCAAAAACAAACUUAAGGAAGAUAUUCAAAUGCUUUCUCUACACUUUUGGCCUUCCACUUCACUGUUUUGGGGGCAAGGAAGAUGCUGACUUUACUUGAUCUUUCUACUUUCCAGAAGUUGGAGACCGUCUAGUUAUUCAUUAUUCUUUCAUAUGCUCUGGUUGAGCUUGACUGGAUGACAAGAAAGGAUUUAAGCUUCCCAGUUCUGUAGACAGACUAUUAGGCAGAGGGUUUCCAGCUACCUUCUUGAGGUCGUUGGCAGUGCUGGUGCUCAUUCUAUUGUCUGGUUUAAGCUGUGCACCAGAAUUGUCUGGUGGUAUAAUUUUGCUCCCACCUUCUGAGUAAACCCCAUCUCAGCUCUCUUUUCCGCCAGUUUUUUCCACCUUUCUGAACCAAGACAGAGUGACAUUUCCACGACACCUCAAUUCCACACACGGUAGGCAUCUGUGAGGCAGGAUCUCAUCUUGAACUUCCUUUUCUCACACCACCAAGAAAAGAUCAGAAAGAUGAGCAGGUGCAUGGAAUGGGCCAGGCUGAGCAGUAAAAUAGAGGCACAGAGGACACGCUGAGUACCGAGAGGAGAGGAUUGGGGGACGCCUUCCCUGAUCCUGCCAGCCCGAAGCCGUCCUUCCCUCCACGCAGCCUCUAGGACAUAGCACUCUGUGGUAUGCAAGGGUCUGAAGGCCACUGCUGUAUUGCUCCUUCCGGGCAGGAUCACAUCUCAGAUUUAUUUUGUUUCAGCACCUGGCCCGUUGCUUUGCACACAGGUGUCCUACCAGUGUUUUCCGAACAAAGGACAGAAACCGAUGUAACUUUCCACGUGUUCAGUGUCAUUCCAGUUGUUCUAUGAAAACUGCAGAACCCACUCAGUGUAUUCUCUUCUCAGAGAGAAGCACAGGACUGCCCUUGGCCGGUAGCGCCACCUUUCUGUGGGUUCCCCAUUAGGAAACCUGUAUCUUUUUCUUAGUCAUUUUCUCCAGAGUCUAACAUCUCCCUCCUGCUCUGGCUUACUCUAACACAGAUGUUCCUGAGCUAGAGAUUCUAACUGGAAGCUAGCGACUACCUCUCCCAUUCACCUGAUUAGACCUUUUUACUACUGACUGGUCAGGGCAGAAGGGUCACUGACUCUGUCCCCUGACCUUGGCCAGAAUGGCUCAGUCACCUAGGAGCCAUUCAGAUUCCUUCCCAGGAGGAUCUGUUCCCCAGGGACUAGACCUUAUUUUCCUUCUAUGAUGCAGGAGGGCAUGUUACCUGUUUUAAGCAAACGUUUAUGAGAGGCAGCCCGCUCACCCCUAAAGAGGCCCCAAGUAAAAGUACAACCCUGAGAGAUGAUGGACUGUGAAUUGUUUCUGGUGGCGAUCACUUUCUACAACUAAAUCUCAGUCUUUCCAGUUUCUCUGGUGGUGAAGGGGUUGCCUUUUGGUGAAGAGACAGAUUUUUAAUCAUAGAGUUAAACAUCAUGGAAAUCCAACCCAGAUUUUUUAAACGCAUGGCCCUGUCAAAAGAGAAAUAGUAAUGACAAUAUUACAGUAAUGGUGACAGCAACGAUAUGGCAGAUUAUUGAAUAAAAUGGAUUAACUUGAAUAAA